This is a messenger RNA of Pyricularia pennisetigena, 987 nucleotides long. RefSeq lists its product as uncharacterized. Gene Ontology annotation, cellular component: fungal-type vacuole; plasma membrane. Lineage: Eukaryota; Fungi; Ascomycota; Sordariomycetes; Magnaporthales; Pyriculariaceae. The transcript has 4 exons. The record is from RefSeq and is a predicted model, not a curated record. Bases 1 to 987 code for a protein of 328 amino acids.
AUGGCUCAACCUCAGCAGCCACCUCCUGGAAACAUGACGGGCGGCGGCCCUCCUCCAUCGGGUCGACCACCAGGCAACUUCAUCGUCUUCGGUCCCCGAGCCAACUGUACCCUGGACCUGUGCCCCGUCGAGAUGAGCGUCUACGGCUACCGACCCUCGCUGGCUGCCAACGGCGCCUUCAUCGGCCUCUUCAUCCUCGCCGCCAUCAUUCACGCCUACCUCGGCAUCAGAUGGCGCUCCUGGUGGUUCAUGGGCUGCAUGGUGACCGGCUGCUUUGUCAUCAUGCUGGGAUAUAUUGGCCGCAUCAUGCUCUACUACAACCCUUGGAGCUUUGCGGGCUUCAUGAUGCAAAUCAUUCUUGUCGGAUCCGGCCCCGUGUUCUUCUGUGGUGCCAUCUAUGUCACAUUAUCAAAAACUGUCACAUUCCUCUCCCCGGCCUACUCUCGCAUCCCCCCACGCCUUUACAUCUGGAUCUUCAUCCCCUGCGACGCCAUCGCCCUGAUUCUGCAGGCCGUGGGUGGCGCCCUGUCUACCAACAGCAGCGGCGCGUCUCAGGUCGGCGUUGACAUGGGCAUCGCGGGCCUCGCCUUCCAGGUCGCCACCAUGACCGUCUUCUCAACCGCCAUGGUCGACUACAUGAUCCGGUACCUGCGGUCGCCCACGGCUCGCGCCGAUGGCAGCAUCGUCCUCGGCGUCCGACUCAGACUCUUCUUCCUCGGCCUCGCCUCGGCCACCGUCCUCAUCCUGGGGAGGAGUGCGUACCGUGUGGAGGAGCUCAGCAAGGGUUACUCGGGCCCUAGCAUCCGGAACGAGACGCUCUUCAUCUGGCUCGAGGGAGUGGUAAUUGUUGUCGCCACAUAUCUUCUUUGCAUAGGUCACCCGGGCAUCGUCUUUAGCAAGUGCAGGCAAGGCCGUCCGGAAUCCACCGAUAAGAUUGCCAUGUCGAAUGUCAGGCUAUCAUCGCAGUCUCCGGAGAAUCGAGUGUAA